GUCUCGCACCCUUGCGCGGUACAGUCGCGUCCCUUCGCCGCAAAUAAUCCCGCGCUUUAUACUCUGUGCUAGUGUCAUUUUUGAAUUUAGAAUCUUUUGUGAGCGUGUUAGUGUGUGUGACAUUUGGAUUUUUUUCUACGCACUAUUAUCCCCGGAAUAAAACCUUUUUUAUUUUUCUACUAAAACAAGAGCUUCAACAGACUAACUAUGUUAUAGUGGAAAGUUCCUAAACACAUAUACACAUACAUAGUGCAGUGUUCCUAUAUAUAAGUAUUUUGGACAAUACUUUGUAUUUAGUGAACUAAUUAGUUUCCAAAAUGGGUUGCAACACCAGCUCCGAAGCGAAGACUACCAAGGAUGAGAAGAAUAAUGCGCAGGACAACCAAACAAAUACGGCUACAGAAGAGAAAGCCAAGGAGACAGAAGCUAAGUCUGACGAGAAGUCAGAAGAGCAGGCAGCGACAAAGAUCCAGGCGGCCUUCCGUGGACAUCGGACGAGGAAAUCCAUGAGCAUGAAGACCAGCAAGCAGCAGCCACAGCCAGAACCCCAGCCUACUAAGGCCGAGCUGGAGGCGGAGUUCCGGGCUGAUGAUAAAGAGCUAUGCAACGCAGCUACCAAGAUCCAGGCUUCGUUCAGAGGUCACCAGGCUCGCAAGGAGAAGGAGCAGGCUGUGAAGGAUCAGGAGCAGCAGGAUAAGGAGGACAUCGAAAAGAUUGACCUCUCUGAUCCCGACCUGAACAAGGCUGCGACCAAGAUCCAGGCCUCGUUCCGCGGCCACAAAGUUCGCAAGGACGUCAAAUAAACGGACCAUGAGGUCUAAACAGGGAUGGAAGGUCUCUGACUUUGCAAACAUGGACUUUACUGCCCAAAACUUAAAUCUCAUUAUUGGUUUUUCAAGAGUAAUUUUGAUUUUUCAACUGUCUCUGUUUUUAAUGGGAGAAAAUUUUGGUCAAUUGUUUUGUAUGAAAAGCAUUUAUGAUUUGUUUUUAAGUAUUUUUUUUAUUCUUGUUCUUUAUGUUGAUUAAAUUGUGCUCGAUUCUUAGUAUACAUCCAAAUCGGAUAGGUGGUUUGAUCGUCCACCUAUCCGAUUUAAAUACCAUCCGAUGUUUUCUAGCAAUCGACGAUAUUUAAUCGAGUUUCUACGCUACGAUGUCACAUCUCUAAUCUUAUUAUAGUGAUGUGCAAGAUAAAAUUUUUUGGGGUAUGAUAUUUUUUUAUUGAUAUUUUUUUUUUUUUGAUUUUCAUAUUUGCAAAGUCAGAAACAAUAGAUGUGUUUACUGAAUAGUAAAAAGUAAAGUGAGUAAUCGUGUAGAGUAUGUCAAUUCUCUACUGUAUUAUUGUCAAUUUUAUGUCGCGUACUUGUUGUUGUUGAAAAAUCAAAAACUUUGCGUUAAUUUUCCAAAUAAAAAACGUAAUGUAUGAAGGACUUCACUUUACUGAAAUUUCUGAUGCAUUUCCAUAAAUAAUAAUCAAAGUUAAAUGUUAAAAAUAAAUAUAAUAAUCCAUCUUUUAAGAUAAAUCUAUCUUUUUCUCAACAUAUAAUAUGUUUUUCUUAGCAUUGGAUUGACGUGUCUCAUGAAUACUAAAAAAAGUAGAAAAUACUGUAUGGAGUGAAUUGAACUAUUUAUAACAUAAUAAAAAAAUAUUUAUCCCGUUUUUUCUAUUAUAAAUUUUCAUCACAAUAUUUCGUGUACCCUAUAUAAAUAAAUAUGGGCAUUUUAUUAUUAUUAUUAUUUCAAUUAAUUAAUUAAUAACAUUCCAAGUUUCAAUGUUUGUUGAAAAAUUUAUAUUAUUAUUUAGGUUAAUGUAGUUUUUAAGAUUAAUUAGUUUUAGUGGCAACCAAUAAGCUUGUGACAUGUUUAAUUUAUUGUUAAAAGAAUUUAAUUUUUUUAAUCUAAUUUAUUCAUUUAUUGUUUAUUAAUAUAAUUUUAUUAUUUCAUUAUGACACAAUUUCGCUGGAUUUUCCUGUAAAUUGCUGGUAUAUUUAGGGUUUAUAUUAAAUUAAAUAUUUAAUAUUCGCCUAUAUUAAA
This is a messenger RNA of Spodoptera frugiperda (fall armyworm), 2031 nucleotides long. RefSeq names its product sperm surface protein Sp17. Lineage: Eukaryota; Metazoa; Arthropoda; Insecta; Lepidoptera; Noctuidae. Bases 318 to 803 code for a protein of 161 amino acids. Gene Ontology annotation, molecular function: calmodulin binding. The record is from RefSeq and is a predicted model, not a curated record. The transcript is spliced from 5 exons.